This is a messenger RNA of Perkinsus marinus ATCC 50983, 2283 nucleotides long. RefSeq lists its product as hypothetical. The transcript is spliced from 23 exons. Bases 1 to 2283 code for a protein of 760 amino acids. Lineage: Eukaryota; Perkinsozoa; Perkinsida; Perkinsidae. Gene Ontology annotation, molecular function: protein binding. The record is from RefSeq and is a predicted model, not a curated record. Gene Ontology annotation, cellular component: cytoplasm.
AUGGCUAUCGUGGAGCGCUGCUGCAUCGGCCCAUUAUCGUUGCGGUCAGAGUCAGAGCUCGAGUCAGUGUUGUCGGAUGGUCUGCGAGUGUUGGGACUGUGGCUAAGAUUCAUCGCGGCUGCUGGUGCGACCAGUGCGGGGGUGGAUGAGUGUGGUACUGAUCUUAUCUUUGGGGAGGGCGAUGAUGCAUUCAAUGCUGAUCGAUUCUUGAGGAUCGUACCUGAAGUCCUAUUCGCGACUCUGGCACAGCAGACAGUCGCCUGGUCCACAGUUGAGUGGAUGACCGAAGCAGCCGAACAGUUACCCAAGGCAGUCGAGGCAUUGCAGAGAUGGGAUAAGGAAGGAGAGUCCUCCUCAUUGUCGUUGGCAGUACAAGCUCUCGCCAGCAGUCUUGCUAGAUCGGGGCAUAGCAGUGCUGGCCAGAAGCUGGCGCGGGCUAUACUGCAAGCCUUCGCGAGUUUACUGCACAACUCCUACAGUCCUGUAGACUCGGCUGAGUAUUCGUCCACCACCAUGGCUUUGGCUUUCACAGACGGCCCGCCUCAGCAGCGUACUGCGGGCUAUUACGAUAGUCCUACUCAAACGCCUGAGGUGGUGGCUAGACAGAUUGGGGAAGUCUGGAGAAGGAAGGUCUUGAAGGCACUGGAAGAACAGUGCCGGAGGGAAGCGGGUAUGGGUCUAGUUCAGCUUCUUGUUGAGAAGUGCCGUGCGAACCAGUCGCCACUACGAUAUGAUACCAACGCGCUCAAACUCCUAGUUGAACUGAGCCGUGCUACGGACAUCGCAGCUGCCGAAGAGAUGCUCGCAGUAUUAGAUGAAGAUGGUGGAGCACAGCAACACCUGUUAUACGAGGCCCUAGCUCUCGCCACUGCCAACCGGUGUUCUGUCCUGAAGAGUGAUGGUGAUGGCAUCCUAUCAAUAGGCCUGGUAUUCACCAUGGUGAGCUCUACGCUGGCCACGAGGGGGAGGGGUGGUCGUAGUAGUCUAACACAGAAGGAGAGAGUUGAGGAAUUCUUGGACAGGGCGGUGGCUGCUGCUCGGAGUGCUAAGGACUGUCAGCAAACUCUGUCCCUUCCCGCGUUAUUCAUGUUUCUGGCGUAUCUGCUAUCAGUAGUGGUGUCACUCACCACGGCGUCGGACCUGCCCAGGUCGGAGAUCAAGGCUAUGCUGUUGUCCUCUGGUAUUGUAGAAGCGUUCGUUUAUGAGCUGUGCUACAUCGGGUCCUCAUUGAUGCCCAGGAGUAGCAAUCCACACGUGGCUAAGGUGGCUGAGCUGGUCCGGAAAAUAGAGGGGGUUCAUAUAGGAGGGUACACCACAGGGUCGGCGAUGGACUCUGUGAUGCGGCACGACUAUAGGGAAGUUCUGGAGCCCAGAAUAUUCCUGAGGACAUUUCUGGUACUUGCUCGUGGGCUACGCACGAUACGGCCGAAAGGAGAUGCGGAGAUUUCCACACGGCUACUACUCGAUACAGCGGUGGCGGCGUCAGGAGCGCUGUCAGAUGAUAGGAGUGGCAACCUCACUAAUGAGUUCAUCGAGGCCCGGGUUAUCGCCUGCCUGUGCCAACUGCUGUCGGAAUUUUCCGAUAUCCCUACAGAGGCUGUGACGUUGUUCUCAUGCUUGGUCCUUCAUCACAACUCUCUGGCAGGCCAGUUCGUGGCUGCGGCCGGUUUGCAGCUGUUCAAGAAAUUUGCCGUUUUGUCAAGUCCUGAGGAUCAAGCCUUAGUGGAUGCUCUGUUGGUCGUAUCCCACAUAGCCCGUCAGAGUAAAGACUUUUAUUCGGCGAUUGAGAAGAUGUCUCCAUACGAGGCACUCCGUGACAACUGCGCUCAUGCUUCACCUGAGGUCCGAGCUAAGACCUGCAACGCAAUCGGUAACAUGGCCCGGCAUUCUGACUUCUUCUAUAGAGCCUUCAAAGAGCACGACCUGGUUGCGGCCCUACUACCCUUGUGUUCGGACCCGGACCCAACAGUGCGGAAGUUCGCGUCCUUCGCUCUGGGCAACUCAGCCUUCCACAGUGCUGGCUUGUAUCACCACUUGAAGCAAGCACUGCCGUACUUGGUAGAACUACUGAAUACAGAAGAGGACGAGAAGACUCGAGCCAACGCGGCGGGGGCGCUCGGCAAUCUAGUGCGGAAUAGCAAUGAACUGGUCCUUCCUAUGAUCGAGAUGGGGUGUAGUAGAGCGAAGACUACUAGCGUCUCCAUUGCAGUCGGGGCCGGCCGACUCCUCAGUGAAGAUAUCCCUCUUCUCCCUCGGGAAUCUGGCGGUCCAUCGACACUGUAA